ACUUUAGUGGUCAUGUGGUCCUAAACGUCAUACCCGGAAGCGUGACGUGGGUUAGCAUUGCUAAGCUAGGGAUUGGCGCGAGGACGAUGGCGUCCUACUUUGACGAGCACGACUGUGAACCCACCAACCCAGAGGAGCAGUACCGUCAGAAUGCCCUCCUGGAGCUGGCCAGGUCUCUGAUGCAGGGCCUGGACAUCGACUCGGACGCCUUCGACCUGUCGGACUGGGACCAGCGGCUGCCCCCCCCGGCCGCCGCCGCCGCGGUCCGGACCCUGUGUGUGGUGGUCGUCUCCCCCGAGCAAGCAGACAGAGGUCUGAAAUGUCCUGUGUGUCUGCUGGAGUUUGAGGAACAAGAGGCGGUGCGACAGAUGCCCUGCAAACACUACUUCCACUCGGGCUGCAUCCUGCCCUGGCUGGGGAAGACCAACUCGUGUCCGCUGUGUCGUCUGGAGCUGCCCACAGACAACCCGGAGUACGAAGAGUUCAAGAAGGACAAGGCGAGGCGGCGGCAGAGGGAACACAGACUUGAGGACCUACAUGGAGCCAUGUACACAUGACACCUCUCCACACCUUGGUGCUGCAAUGCAUUGUGGGUCCGGCGCUCCUCCCCCCCGCUCUGUUUUGGUUUGGUGUUUCUUAUCCGGGGAUGCGGGACGGAAUUUUCCUUUCAAACAAAGAAUGAACUGAUUUAGCAUCGAGAUACGAGCUGUAAUACGGGCUGCACGCACAUUCCACCACCAACCCAUCAAUCCGGACUACUGAGUACUGAACGGGCACGUUCAUCAUCUCCUCUGCCUUCCACCCGCACCCUUUUAUAGUUUUAAUGACGACUAUAUUAUUAACCAAUAUUGUCUAAAUAUGGAAACAUUUUUACGUUGUUCCCCGAAGAUUUUUGAAAGAAUACCACUCAGGCAUUAUAUGGUUGUAUGCGUUUGAAAAUGAAGAAGUAUAUUGAUACUUUCCUGGGUUUAUUAUCAGCAUCACUCGCUCCAUUGGAUUGGGUGCACAUAUAUCUAUAUCUAUUAAUGGAAGUGUGAUAUAUAUAUUAAAAGUGUGAUCACUGAUGUCUGUCCACUGUAGGGUUCUCCACCAUGCAAACCCCCACCGCCACGCCUACCACGUGUAACCACCUUUCAGCUUCUUGCGCUUCGUUUCUGACAUGAAAUAAAUGAUAAAUCUCCA
Molecule: messenger RNA, 1182 nt
Organism: Gadus macrocephalus (Pacific cod)
Lineage: Eukaryota; Metazoa; Chordata; Actinopteri; Gadiformes; Gadidae
Gene: rnf181
Product: ring finger protein 181
Exons: 6
Coding region: 87-557 (156 amino acids)
Biological process (GO): protein ubiquitination
Cellular component (GO): cytoplasm
Molecular function (GO): ubiquitin protein ligase activity
Source: RefSeq, a predicted model, not a curated record